CACGUUCGACAAGGCUUGGUGCCCAGGCCGGGCGCCGACCUACCCUAGGCACUUCGGACCUGACGCUAUCUAGGGUAGUCAGAUCAUCCACUGACUGAGGACGCGUCACUGAGGCUUCGUCACCACACACAUCAAGUGACACAACAGUCCACAAUCUCACCAAAAAAGCGUCUUCCGUCAAACACAAACUUCCAGCACCUCAACAUGCCGUGGCGAGAUCACGUCAAGCAGGUUAAAGAUGGCUUCAACUCUCUCGCGAAGGAGGUGCAGACCGGGAUAAACGAGCGAUCAGGCUCGUCACAGCCUCCACAGCAGCAAUACCACGCCAACCAUCAAUAUCCCCCGCAACCACCAGUCCCUGCCGGCGCCUCGGCAUACUGGCGGCCUCGCUUCCAGCAGGAUAUACCCGUCUCGGUGGAGUGGGAUGCGAAAUUGGGCAACGGUCCUGACGGCUGGGGCAACCAGGAGCUGCAGCAUUACACGGCGCUGCCCGAAAACACAUUUCACACACAAAAUGGCUUGCUCGUCCUACGCGCCCUGGCCAACAGCCAUGCCCCCAACCCUGAGCAGAAGUACACCUCUGCGCGCCUCGUCAGCAGGGAGACCUUGAGCCGAGACCGUGGUGCGUUGACAGCCGUGAUCCAGUCCCCCUGUGCGCGUGGCAUCUGGCCUGCGUUCUGGCUUCUGCCCCAGGAACCCUUCUCCUGGCCGACAGAUGGCGAGAUCGAUAUCGCCGAGACUUGGAAUGGCGACUGCGAAAACCACUCGUGUCUCCAUUGGGGUCAUCACCACGAACCCCAGAAGCAUCGUGUUCUCGGCACAAAGAUCCACGACAUGCCCAGACGCCCCGUGCGGUAUGACCUAGUGUGGGAUCAGCCCGGCGGACAGCCUGGUCAGGGCCGACUGGUGUGGUUCAUCGACGGUCGGCCGGUGAUGAAGGGGCACAUCCCCGGGGGAACGCGGCCGAUGAGGGACAUGACGAUCCUCCUCAACGUGGCCAUGGGUGGCAACGUCUGCCAGGGGGUGACGCCUUCUGACGGGUACUACGAUAUGGUUGUGCACAGCCUCUACGCAUCUGAUGAGCCGGAGCUGGGUGGCUGGCCUGGAUUUGACCAUGCGUGGGGGAAUCCUGGGGUGCCAGAGGGUCAUGGCUACUAGAGGUUGGUGCAAACCAAGGGUGAGGAAUCUUCAGUCGUCGGUUAUAUUUUUUGUGUUGCGAGGGAGGGACUGAUGAUGCAGGAUCAUAGUUCUCUUGAGUGUCAGGCACUCCAAAGCGAGCAGUCUGCAGCCCAGAUAAUCCAAGCUACUCGCAGCUCGAAUAUGAACCGCACUGUACACUUCUUUUGCUUUGGCCUUUGGCGAGGCGGCGGCCAUGGCUGGCUGGCGCUUCAAUGCUCGCUCGUGUCUGCUCUGACAUGUGCAGAUCACCAC
Emericellopsis atlantica is the source of this 1431-nucleotide messenger RNA. RefSeq names its product family 16 glycoside hydrolase. Lineage: Eukaryota; Fungi; Ascomycota; Sordariomycetes; Hypocreales; Bionectriaceae. The record is from RefSeq and is a predicted model, not a curated record. Gene Ontology annotation, biological process: carbohydrate metabolic process. The coding region runs from base 205 to 1158 and encodes 317 amino acids. The transcript is spliced from 2 exons. Gene Ontology annotation, molecular function: hydrolase activity, hydrolyzing O-glycosyl compounds.